GUAUCACAGAUAUAUUGAUAUUUGACUUCCAUAAGCAAAUUCCUUCCUGUCAAAAUGGCCAGAUUGUGAAAAAACUCAAAGGAAUUCCAUACGUGACAGAACUAAAACCCAUUAGCUCAAUAUCACCAAAAGAUACAUUUAUCAUGGAAGUAAUAUGCAAUCCACCCAAUGACCAGCAAUGUGUUCCAAAUGUUUGUGAAAUUGAUCAGAUUAAGCCAUCAUUAUUGAGACGACUUACUAUUCCAAAAGAUAUCAAGUCUUUAGGAAUAAUAUGGUCCUGUCUGGUAUUACCCGAUGGUAAAUCUAUAAUAAUUCAUCACGACAAAAAACGUCUACAUCUGUUCAGUAAUGAAGGAAUAUAUAUCAGAAAGAUUAUAACAUUCAAAGAAUAUCCAAAUACUGCUUGCUUUGUCAGUAAUAGUACAGUUGCUGUCACAUUAGAAGCUAACCAGAUAGCACUUGUAGAUGUAGAAAAAAACAAAAUAAUGAAUACAACAAAACUUUCUCAUAAAUGUUAUGGAGUAGCGAGUGAUGGUAAAACUUUGGUCAUCAGUAGUGAUGACAAGUGCACUAGCGUGAAUCUGAUUGACAUGUCUCAUACAAUUUUAGAAGGCGUGGUUAAACUGAAAAGUAUUUCAUUAUUCCAAGGAAAUAUAUAUGGUACCGUUUUCUAUGAAGACCAAGUAAGGUGCUAUACAAGUACUGGAGACGUACUUUGGACAUUUCAGAGCCAUGAUAUUGACUAUUCAGGAGGACUUGCGAUAGACCAAAAUGGCUUUGUCUUUAUAUCUUCUUAUGAAAAGAACAAAAUAGUGGUAGUAUCACCAGAUGGUCAAACCAGUUAGACAGUCUUAUCAGAAGCUGAUGGAAUCAAAUCUCCUGUAGCAAUAGACAUUAACAGAGAAACAGGAUUGAUGUUAGUGUCAAGUGAUAUAAGUGCUGACAGUUGUGAUCAAACAGGUUUUGCUUAUAAAAUCUAAACAAUGCCAUGCUGGUUUUU
Mytilus trossulus (common blue mussel) is the source of this 1000-nucleotide messenger RNA. RefSeq lists its product as uncharacterized. Bases 144 to 845 code for a protein of 233 amino acids. The transcript is spliced from 2 exons. The record is from RefSeq and is a predicted model, not a curated record. NCBI's taxonomy places the organism in Eukaryota, Metazoa, Mollusca, Bivalvia, Mytilida, Mytilidae.